UUGCUGGAGAAAAACAAGGGGGCUGAGAGGCUGUUGAAAAUUUCGGUUGAUUUUGAAGUCCAAGAUCAAUUUCGUGGUCGACUGCUCCAGAGUAUUUAAAGACAAUACAACGUCAGAAAGUAACAGAGAAUGGCGGUGUCGGUGUCCAGGGACCUGUCAGUCACUGUCACAGAGGAAUCUAACGUUAGGAAAUUAAAGGACAGGCAAGAAUCUUUACAGGAGAGCCUUCGGAAAGGAGAGCCCAGAGCAUUUGGGGUUUCCCAGGUGAUGUUGGGAAUAAUGGUAAUGACCUACUCCUUACCACUGCUGUCCACUGAGUCCACUGAGGUCGUCAACUUUGGUGUUCCCUGGUGGAGCGGCAUAAUGUUUCUAGUGGCAGGGACUCUUGCCAUUGUGCUGGAAAAACAGGCCAAUAUGAAGUUGCUCCUUGUUUGGCUGACCAUAUCGGGGACGACCAUACUUGUAUCUCUCAUUGCUCUCAUAGUGUACUUUGUCGACAUCGCCAAAAAUCCAGAAAUACCCUGCAACAUGGAGCCUAACGACACAUGUCACUUUCAGCAUCUUGCAAUGGCUUUCAGCAGGGGCUUAAAAGGAUGCCUUCUUCUCCUCACGCUUGUCCAGAUGACCGUCUGCUCCACCCUUUCAUUUAAUCUGUAUAACCAGAGAAGGCAGUUUGGGAAGUAUCUGAUAGUGGAAGAGUGAAUGAUUCCCCUGUGUGGCCAGGAGCUCAAACAUCAAAACAGAGCUUCCAAAAGUGGCUAUUCAUUUUUUUUUAUUCCCCAGUUAAUGCUUCAACAAAUCUAUGCCAACAGCUUUUUUUAAAAGUAGACAAUGUGUGUAUCACAGUGCAAUAGUUAUACAUGCACAUUGCUGAAUACAUUUUCUAUAUUUGUUUCCUCAGAAAAAAAAAAAAAAAAAGCUAUAUGUCCAACAAAAGCCUUUGGUACAAUGAUGAAGUACUUGGAAAGUUUCACUGGUCAUUUGUGUUCCCAGUUUCCCUUAUGUGUACAAUGAACACUCUUUCUUCCGUUGACUUGUCCAGCUGGUGACUUUUGACCUUUCUGAGAACUCUCCUUGACUUCUCUGUUUCUCACAGCAGUUUUAGCUGAAGAGGACAGACAAAAUGGUUGAGCUGUCUUUAUGACUAAUAAAUAUGACUAAAGCCUCUUAAACAA
This is a messenger RNA of Chanos chanos (milkfish), 1175 nucleotides long. RefSeq names its product transmembrane protein 176 (gene tmem176). Gene Ontology annotation, cellular component: membrane. The record is from RefSeq and is a predicted model, not a curated record. The transcript has 7 exons. Lineage: Eukaryota; Metazoa; Chordata; Actinopteri; Gonorynchiformes; Chanidae. Bases 130 to 702 code for a protein of 190 amino acids.